CUUCUUCAUCCUCUCCAGUCCAUCAGGAAUGCCGGCAAGCCCGUCAGGCAGUAUUUCAACCGGGUUUGGCUGUAACAAAAGUGAUAUUAGAUCUUCAAAACAGCAAGAAUAUGUACAAGGUGUCACGAACCUUGAUUUCGCCCGAGGCAACGAGCUGCGUGAGAUUCUGGUAUAAUUCAAUUCCAAGUGCCCUAUGCUCAGGAACCUGCACCGAUCCGAGUGUGAAAACUAUUUUCUUAUACGGAGUUAGCUUCUCGUCAGGAACCUCGCUCGGAAGAGUAAGAACGAGUGUGCCCCCAGAAGCUGUGAUCUCAUACGCAAUCUCUUGGGUGGACCCGAACGAGAGACGACGAUCGAUUGUAUGUGUAGCACCUAGAGUCUUGACGAAAUCGUUGUUGUGGGGCGAAACGGUCGUGAUAAUAGAAUUCACUCUAAUUCGAAUAUAUCGCUCCAAGAGACUUACUGUAUUGUCCGACAGACGAAGACCCUCCGAAUAUCACGAUAGGCUGACCGGCGUACUUUCCUCUUCCGCCAGGUUUCCAAAGGGGAGUAAGCUCUGCGCCACCGCCCUCCCGUGCCUGAGCGUAGAGCCCAGUGACACCAGUAGCAAUGCCGAGAGGGAUCGUAGCGGCUUGGUCAAAAGUGAUGUUAUCUGGUAUCUGUGAAGAUGAGCUGAAUGCAGUCACAUAAAACAGACAUACUAGAAGGAAGCGGACCUUGGCUGCAAUCUCAGCUGAAAUGAUUGUAUAUUGCUUGAAAGUCGCGAGGCGAUUCGCGAAAUAACCUUGGUGGAAGCUGAAGAUAAGUUUAAAAAUGAAUAAAACCCUUAUACGUCGCACCAAAAGACACGAUUGAAAACCUACAUCUUAUCGCCGACCGCGAAUUUGGUUACGCCCUCACCGAGAGCUACAACUACACCGGCAGCGUCAGUCCCCACGAUAGCGGGGUACUCCUUGACUGUGUGUAGGUAUCCCCAUGCUUUGAUCUUCCAAUCAACAGGAUUGAGAGCAGUGGAUUCGAUUCGGACAAGGACUUCACCUGGUCCAGGUUUAUCAACGCCAUAUGGCUCAAUGGUGAAGUCGCCUCGCUCAGUCUUGAGCAGAAGAACCUUCUGUUCGUUUGGAAUGGGCAUAUUUCUCGGUAUGAAUAGGGCCCCGGGAAACGUCCACGCGCUGUAUAUAUACUGCGAAUAAACCAUAACUGAUGCGAGUCUCUAAGUCGCUAGUGCACUUACUAAUCCAUGGCCGCCACCGUGGAUGCUUCGUG
Molecule: messenger RNA, 1266 nt
Organism: Somion occarium
Lineage: Eukaryota; Fungi; Basidiomycota; Agaricomycetes; Polyporales; Cerrenaceae
Source: the annotation of a GenBank genome assembly